GCAAGCUCGGGAACAUUAGGAACUACAAGAUCAUCGCCAUGGACAGGACCCUCAACCGGUUCGUGUACGACGAUCUCGAAAGGAAUUAAUUCUCGACACCUGCUACCAGCGGUCGCUCCAGAACAUGAACUUCGCCCAGCGUCUCAGAGGCUUUCACGACACCGGCAUCGAGCUCAGGCGACGGCGAUACCACGAGAUCCUUGAGCUGUGCUGCCACGAAAUGACCAUGCGAGCCAGCAAUGGCCUCUAUAUGUACUUUGAGCCUCUACCACCAGCAUCACCACCACCGCGCCAACUCGACAACGACCUCGAACUCGACAUCAACCCCACGGACCCAGUCUCGACCAUGAACUUCACCGUGGGUCUCAUGCGGUCCAAUCCUCGAUACAAUCAUCUCUUUGACGAGACUCUUGUUGCCAUAUGCGUCCUCCUCGGCCGCAUCGGUGGUCGAUUCAUUGUCGACGACUUUGAAGUCAUGUGGUGCCACAACUUGUUCAGAACCAAAGUCGUAAAGGCGAUUGUGGUCUUUGCGCUGGCAUAUGUCGGCUCCAGAAGCAUAGCCGUGAGCACGCUGUUUGCAACCGCAUACUUCAUUCUUGGUCCUCGCUCUGCCAUCGACGCCAACUCGACCAGCACCAAGGACCUGAACAACCACCAUCACUACCGCAACUCCGUCGCAAGGUCUGGCGGCAAGAAGAAGAGCAGGGUUAGCGUCCACAAACAACACGGCAGAGGCAGUGGCCGCAAAAGCAGAAUCAGCAGACAACGCGGCAGAGGUAGUGGUAAGAAGUACCACAAGCACUCCAAGCGCCAGCCUGGUGGUAAAAAGUCUUCCAAGAAGCGACGAAGCAGCAAGCGCAAGGGUAAGCGCGGUGGUAACGGUGGUUGCCCGGUCGAUGCCAACGGUCGAGUCGAUUUUGCCUGCCCCAUCUGCGGCAAGACCCACAAGCUGUCGUCCAACCAGUUCCACAUUGAAUCCAUCCGCGUGCCUUCCGGCGAUGGUGCUGAUCGAUACCAGAGCCAGAUUGUCGUCCCCGUCUGCCCCGGAUGCGGAACCCAGAACCUCCGCCAAUUCUGCUCUUCCGCUUGA
Molecule: messenger RNA, 1090 nt
Organism: Polychytrium aggregatum
Lineage: Eukaryota; Fungi; Chytridiomycota; Chytridiomycetes; Polychytriales
Exons: 4
Coding region: 125-1090 (321 amino acids)
Source: RefSeq, a predicted model, not a curated record